AUGGACUCCCAGAACAUCUACUACGACAGCUUCACCGCCUCCACGGGGGAGAACGGCUACGAUGGGACCCUGGCCAUGUGCGAGAGCCGUUCUGCGUCGAAUCCUCAAAGCCCCGGCUUUGCCUUCAGCGACACGAAUGCCUGCACCAUCUACAUGAACAAUGGGCAGGUACCAAUCGGCUUCGAGGUUCCCAUCUCCGGCACCGUCACCACGAACUAUGGAAGUGGGCCCAUCAACAAGGCAUCCGGGCAUUUUACCAGUUCCUGCUAUCGCAAGCUGCCUACCACGACUACAACCACAAGCACGGAGAGCGUGGCAACAAGCUCCUCCAGCUCGGCCACCUCAACACCCUCGACGACCACGACGGCAGCCGCCCCUCAAGGUGUGAUGUCCAGCAGAUACACGGAGACCGCGGACGCAUACUGCUCCAAUGCCAUGGACGAUGACGAUCCAUCCAUCUUGUCCCGCUACGAUUCGUUCGAAAACUGCUGGGAAUACUGCGCGUCGGAGACCAGCUGUGCUGCAUGCUUUCAGCCUUGCUUAGAUGGAACAGGAGGCGGCUGUAUUGGCGCCCAGGGCUGCCAAUAUCUGGCCGUGUCCCUGUGCUCUGCCAAGACUGCAGAUGGUUGCGGAGCCAGAAUUUGGAGACGGUAUGGAAGCUCUGGAGAUCCGAUGCUGGCAGUGCGCAUUGUGCUCAUUGUCGUGGGUGCGAUCGUCUUGUUAGGCUACUGGAAGCGGCAGCGGGCCGCUAGGCAGCGGCCCCUGAUCCCGCCCAAGGCGGUAUCCCCGGCCGCGAGCCCCCCAGCCGACACUGUCGGGGUGCCAGCCGUGACCAAGGUGGCCGUGACCAGGGCCAAGAGCAUCGCUCUCUCUAACGAGGAGGGCCAGGCGAUGGACUCCACCACCAAGGAGUCCCUGCCCAGAUAUUGGGGCCAUGCUUCCGAGAGUACUGACUUCAAUGCCAUGCUCUACAGCAACGAUGACCAGGUGGAUCAUUUCACGGAGCUCUUGAAUUCCACCUACCGCGCGCGGUGCACACAAGACAGGCCUUGCCCGAAAGCAGUCUGCUCCAAGACGCCGGGGGGCUGCCCUUGCGUCCAGCCUGACGGUGAUCCAGGCCUGCCGGCAAGUUAUGUGGUGCGGCGCGUGAUCCGUGUGGAAGACUCAAGGAUGUGGAAGCGCUUCAUGAGGAAGCGGGACCAGAUUCGGCGGAACAGAUCCAGCUCCAUUGAGCACGUAGAGCCACCGGUGUGUACGUCAGGAUUGGUGAAGGAUCAACCGGGAACCUUCACUCCCUUGGAUGAGGGCCUGAACGAAUUUUACUUGUGGCACGGCACUCAUGUUCGGGCAGCCCUGUCCAUUGCGCACGAAGACUUCCGGAUCGACAUGGCUGGCACCAAUGCGGGUACAAUGUACGGAAGAGGCUGCUAUUUGGCGGAAAACUGCACCAAAGCCGAUGAGUAUGCAAGGGACGAACCUCACGGCUACUACGAGGGGGUCUUUGCGCUGCUGCUCUGCCGCGUCUGCAUGGGCAAGUUCCUGUACACAACGGAUCGCUAUGAAGCUGCAGGCGACAAGGUCAAGUCGGGCGAGUUUGACAGCACCGUUGGUGACAGGACCAAGAAGGCCAACACUUUCCGGGAGUUUGUGGUCUACAAUGCGGACCAGGUCUACCCUGAGUACGUGGUCCUCUAUUCUCGACGUCCGCGGCAUUGUCACGUAAAUCCAGGCGUCAAUGCCUUCGAGGCACAGUAUGCUGUCCGUGCGACCUCCCGCACCUUGCUGCAGCAGCUGGCGCAGGGCUGCUUCCCAGGUGGUGCGGGUGGUGACGCCUUCAUCAAGGUCAUCUCUGCCCGACGCAUCGAGAUGUCCAGCAUGUGGAACCGCUACGUGCAGUUCAAGCGCAGGCUUCGCCAGGAGCUGGAAGCGUCUGGGCUUGCUUCCUUCGCUUCUGCAGAGCUCCUAGAGGGCAAGGCCACGCGUGGGGUGUCCUGGCAUGCAGAACGAUUCCACAAGUUUCAUAAUCUGCACGAGAUUCGCAGUGUAGGGGCAGGAAUUCUGGCAGUGCUGCACCGGCGAUUGCAGCAAGAGUCGUCAACAGCCCAGCCUGAGGAGAUACUGACUUACUCUUACCUGAAGAACUUGACGGGUAAAGGAGUUCAAGCUACCGGUACGAUCUCCAUCGACACCUUGGAUGACAGUAUCCAGGAGCACCUGCUUUGGCACGGAACGUCCAGGGCAUCAGCGGAAGCAAUCGUCUCUGCCGACUUUCGCAUUCCCAAGGAUGCCAAGCAUGGCUUUCGUUUCGGAAGUGGCUUGUACUUUGCAGAAGACAUCGGGAAAAGCCUGAGCUAUGCUCCCUUGGAGAAGGGGUCAGACGGCGGAAGCAAGUCGCAGUUUGUGCUCCUGUGCCGUGUACUCUGCGGGCAGAUGCACUACACGGAGGGACAGGUUGAUGGCAACGCAUCGGCGAACGCCAAGCAGGUGGGAAAGCACGCGGUGCUCGCCAAUCCGCUGGCCGAGGGUCCAAGGGAGUUCAUCGUCCUGACGGAGAUGCAGGUCUACCCCGAGUACCUGGUGGAGGUGUCUGUGUCCAAGGCGGAGGGCACUUGA
Symbiodinium sp. CCMP2456 is the source of this 2613-nucleotide messenger RNA. Lineage: Eukaryota; Dinophyceae; Suessiales; Symbiodiniaceae. The record is from the annotation of a GenBank genome assembly.